This is a messenger RNA of Fopius arisanus, 2392 nucleotides long. It is a transcript of the gene CD98hc, whose product is annotated as CD98 heavy chain. Gene Ontology annotation, biological process: L-alanine import across plasma membrane; carbohydrate metabolic process; L-leucine import across plasma membrane. Gene Ontology annotation, molecular function: L-alanine transmembrane transporter activity; L-leucine transmembrane transporter activity; aromatic amino acid transmembrane transporter activity. Gene Ontology annotation, cellular component: basolateral plasma membrane; apical plasma membrane. The transcript has 7 exons. The record is from RefSeq and is a predicted model, not a curated record. Lineage: Eukaryota; Metazoa; Arthropoda; Insecta; Hymenoptera; Braconidae. Bases 322 to 2202 code for a protein of 626 amino acids.
GGGCAGAGUAGCUUCCAGAGUUGUCUGACGAACAAUUCACUGUUGAGUGCUUUUUCCCCUUCGAAAUUAUUAAAUCACACUCACCAAAAGGAAAUUGGUGCUGCCCCCUGGAAUGUGCACACGAGUGGUCCAAUGAAAUCAUCCAGCGAAAAAAUCUGAAAAAAAGUGAGAGGAUUCCCUAGUAAAAAAAAAACGAGGACUCUACCUCCAGAUCCGUUGGCGUCUCAAAGUCCUCGUGGGUUACUCGCAAAAAUUACGUAACGACUCGUCAAUCAGGCAGUGAUUGGCCUUGAAGUCAGCAAAAAAAAAUACGAGAAGAAAAUGGAGAGUGGGAGACACGAUUUGGAGACUAAUGCCGAGGUUAAUGGCACUAAUAAGACAGUCGCUGCCACGUACAAGUCUAUUCCUGACGAGGACAGCAAUUGGCAGGCACAGAGACAGGAGAAUACCUUGGACAUGGGUAAACCUGAGAACGAGGAGAUCGAUGAUGGAGCCAAGGAGAAGAUGCUCACCGAUGACACCAAGAUCAGCCCCAAAAAGGACGCGUCUCAGGUAAUUUUUAUCUCAGAGAAUGGAGACGCAAAGAUCGACGUGGCCCCGAAGCCACCGACCCUCUCAGGAAUGGGUAAAGAGGAGCUGAUGAAAUACGCGAACGAUCCUUUCUGGAUACGCCUCCGUUGGUUCCUGUUCAUCGGCUUCUGGUUGCUGUGGGUGGGAAUGCUGGUUGGAGCAAUAGCAAUAAUUGUUUUAGCCCCAAAAUGCACAGCACCACAAGCAAAGACCUGGUCGGAGAAGUCACCGAUUGUCCAGCUGGAGCCAAAAGACCUGGAGGCAAAAGACGCGAUCUCCCUAUCACACCUCCUGGACCAACUGAAGAGCCAACACAUAUCAGUGCUCUCCCUCUCGAACAUCCUGAAAUCCACGUCCCCAGGGCACGUUACGGAUUUCAGAGACGUCGAUCCCAAGGUGGGAAUGGAGAACAUCAAGAGCCUGAUAAAAUUAGCAAAGGAGAAGGAUCAGAGGGUCGUCCUGGAGAUCGAUCCCAAUCACUCUGGCAUUGAUCAUCCCUGGUUCAACAGGUCGCAGAACAGAGAGGAGCCCUACACCAAUUACUACGUCUGGGCAAGUCCCAAAAUCGACGCUGACAACGCUAACAACUCCCCGAACAAUUGGCUGAGCAUUAAUGGGAGAUCUGCCUGGGAGUGGAGCGCCCAGAGAGGCCAGUACUACCUCCACCAGUUCGACAAAUCCCAACCUGACCUUAAUUUCAACAAUUCCCUAGUUAUCGAGGAAUUCAACAAGAUCUUCAAUCACUGGCUGGACCUGGGUAUCAGCGGAUUCAGACUGGGAUUCACACAGCAUCUCAUAGAGGAUCCCAACCUUCAGGACGAGAGGUUGAGCUCAAGUGCUGCUGAUGUCGAUGAAUACGAGUCACUCCUCCAUGUCUACACCAAGGACAGGGUGGAAAAUGCUCAGGUGCUCAGGGUCUGGAGAGAAAAUAUCAUCAAUAAAACAAAUGGCGAUGGAUUAUUCGCGUUGAGGGAUGAUAUUGCAUCGGAUAUUCUUGCUGUAUUCAACGAGAAUCAGAGUCUCGUUGAUCUACCUCAGAGCUCAAUGUUCCUGAUGCAUGCCGAUGAGGGAGUCACUGCUGAGGCACUCCAGAAGGGAGUCAAUCAGUGGAGGAGUCAUCUUUAUAAUAGUUCCAAGGCCAGGUGGCCUGCGUGGGAUUUGAAUGGAAAAGAGAGGGCACUACGUGAUCGUAUGCCAUCGCCAGUUGCUGACAGCCUCAUCUUGAUGUCUGUCCUUCUCCCAGGGACGCCUGUCUUCAAGCUCAAUGACACCCUGUCGUCGCCAGCUAGAGCAGCUUUUGCAACUUUAUCGGAGAAACGUAGCGAUGAAAUAUUUUUGUAUGGAGAUUUUCACACAGACAUCGUCAAUGGGACAGUCUUCGUGUACACCAGGAGUGGGUUGAAGAGUGGACUUCCUGGGUACCUCGUGGCUUAUCAGAGCUCUGAGCAUCCAGCAGUUAUCGAUCUGUCAGGAAUUCCUCGGGUGCCCGAGGAGGUCAACGUCUUGACCUACAGUCCAAACUACGUCCAGGGAGACGAGACGAUCGAAACUAAACUUUUCUCGAAGAAGGUCCCCAUAGCCCCUAAGAGCACUCUGGUGCUGACCUUCGUCCCCAAGAAGAAUGAAAAAUAAAUUCUCGAGUGACUACACCGGAAUUUUAGGCAAAAAAUGCCAAACAGGUCUUGAAACGCAUUUAAUCGUUCUUAUUUAUGUAUUCUGCGGGAUUAUAUAUGAAUUACCUGCAUUUUUGAGAAUAAUAAUUGACGUGAGCAUUAAUCAGUCAAUGUUAAUAUUUAAAUAAUAAUAAAUGAAUCAAUAUCUC